This is a messenger RNA of Oryza sativa Japonica Group (Japanese rice), 3102 nucleotides long. RefSeq names its product exocyst complex component EXO70B1. The record is from RefSeq and is a predicted model, not a curated record. Gene Ontology annotation, biological process: exocytosis. Gene Ontology annotation, molecular function: phosphatidylinositol-4,5-bisphosphate binding. Gene Ontology annotation, cellular component: exocyst. Lineage: Eukaryota; Viridiplantae; Streptophyta; Magnoliopsida; Poales; Poaceae.
UUUGCAUUGGCAAAAUUUGCUACAGGACAUCCAAAAAACAUGUAAUUAGCUGGAGGACACCGUAAAAACGUGUAUUUGGUGUAGUGCAUCGUAAAAAACUGAUAAUUGGCUGCUGGACACACGUAGCAUUAUUUUAUUAUUUUUAGAGGAAAAGGAGAGAGAAACAAUGAUUAAAGACAAGUUUGCCCUUGGCUCAAAUGACUCCAACGUGGGCCCCACAUGGAAGUCCCCUCUCCCUCUCCCUCUCCUUCUUCCCAGACAGUCCGGGUGGCGGAGCGGCGAUCCGCGGCUGCGGUGCUGACCACGUUCUCCAUCAGGAGGGGGGGUUUACGUGCAGCCACACCGCCGCGCGCUGCCGGCCGUCGGCGCUCAUCUGCGUGCUCAGCUCGGCGAUGAGCUGCGCGCUCAAGUGCGGCGGCGGUGGCCCGGCGCUCGUCUCCCUCUCGGCGUCAUCGUAUUUACGGUGUCCUACAACAAAUACACGUUUUUACGGUGUCCUCCAGCUAAUUACACGUAUUUUGGAUGUCUUGUAGCAAAUUUUGUCUCGUGUAUUUCGUGUUUAAAUUUGGAAAUGAGCAGCGAAUCUAGAUGCGGAUUUGAAUUUUGAAAUUAAUGAAUCAAUCGGCAGUUGUAUGGGUAUUUUUCGCUGGCGGUUGUGCAGCUGCAUGGGUGUUUCUUUUUGGCUCAAAAUAGAUUUUCACUGGCGGCCGAUUUAACACAGCCGCUAGCACGCUGGCGGCUGGCUUAAGACGACCGCCAGCGAAAUUGAAUUAUCAGUAGCGGUCAAUAACCGUAGCGAAGAUUUUGAUCUUCACUGGCCUUUGCUUCGUGGGGGCUCUAAAUUUCGCCAGCAAAAAUCUAAAAUAGCCACCACGAAAGAUAAUUUUUGUAAUAGUGAUAUUGAAUAGGACCCACCUAUGGAUAUUGCCUCUAUUGAAGAAAUAAGCUUCCUUGUAUAGACUUGACCCACCUAGUAAACGAGUUACAAUCUACGUUGGUCAUAGCCUUAUAUUUUGGAACGGAGAUAAGAGUUUAUAACUGUAAAAAUAUUUUACCGGUCCGGUGUGUAGAAACCCCUGUUGGCGUUACUAGGUACGCCUCUCACUGUUAAAAAAAAAUAUCCUGAGAGGCUGAGUGUCUGAGACACAGCUAGAGUGAUCCAUGGAUUAUCUGCAAAGUAAGUAUAUACAACGCGUAAAUACGAGGAAAGCCAAGACGGACGACGCGUAGUGAACGAGUCAAAGCCUGAGAUGGCUCAAGAAAGUAGCUGCCCCGCGCGCGCGACGGCGAUGGCGACGACGCGCGCGCUACCGUAUCCUUCUUUCUUCCGCCGCCGUGACUUGAUCCCUACUUCCAAUCAGCUACUAGACUUCCGCUCCAUGUAAACGCCUGAGCACGCGCGACUCACGUGCGUGCUCACGUCACCUCACCGCCCGGCGCCCGCCAUGGCCAUCAUGCACGCGCGCUUCGAGGUCUCCGACGUCGUCGGCGGCGACGGUUCCAGCAGCGGCGGGAGCAGCCCGGCGUCGGUCUCCGGCCCGUCCGACAGCGACGGAUCCAGCUGCAGCAGCAGCAGCGCCGCCGACGAGCUAUUCCCGGACGCGCGCGAGCUUCCCUCCACCUCCGCCUCUGUGCCGGUGCUCGCCGGCGUCGGCUUCCACCCGAUCUCUCCGACGUCGCUGUCCGUGCUCUCCGACAUCGACGUGCACAUGCAGCGCAUGGCGCGUCUCCUCCCGGCCUUCGCGUCCCCCGCCGCCGCGCCGCGCGCCCAGGCGCUGGGUCGGUGGCUCGCCGGGUUCGACGUCGGCUGGGUGCUGGAGAUGGACGCCGGCGGCGGCCGGCUCCCGCGGCGGGAGGUCGGGAGGAGGGUGAGGGUGUGGGCGCAGGCGCUGAGCACCAUGGACCGCGUGUUCCGCCUCCGGCACCGGGAGGCGCGCAACCCGGCCAACGAGGCCGCGGCGGCGCAGCUCGCCGCGCUCGGCGAGCUGGCGUCCGCGAGCGCCGGCGCGAUGCUGAGGCUGGCCACGGCCGUCGCGGCGCUCGGGGCCUCGCCGUCGGCGCUGCUCGCGGCGCUCGACGUGUACGUGCCGGUGUCGGAGGCGUACCCGGGCCUCGCGAGGAUGUUCUCCUGGAGCACCGCCGCGGCCGACGCGGCGCUCGCCGCGCUGGUGGACGCCGCCCGCCGCUGCGUGCGCGGCCUCCCGGCGUCCAUACGGUCGCACUACCCGUGGCGGAUGCCGCAGGGCGGCGAGGUGCACCCCUGCGUCGGGUUCUGGAUGGGCUACUUCCGCUGCAUGCUGCGCAACCGCGUCUCCCUCUACCUCGUCCUCGCCGGCGGCGACGGCGGCGAGACAGCGACGACGCCGGCUCUCGCGCCCGGCGGCGAGGGAGGCCUAGUGGCCGACCUGAUCUCGCGCCUGGAGGCCGUGCUCGAGGAGAAGUCCGGCGAGCUCGCGUUCCCGGGGCUGAGGCAGGUGUUCAUGCUGAACAACACGCACGCCAUCGUGCGCCGCGCCGUGCGCUCCGACCUCGCCAUGUUCCUGCCGCCGGGAUGGACGCGCGCCCGGGAGGAGCGCAUGGAGGGCUACGUCAAGAGCUACCUCGACGCGUCGUGGGCGCCCGUCGUGUCUCGCCUCGCCGCCGCGGCGACAAAGCCGGCCGCCGUGAGCGUGCUCCGGCGGCGGCGAGACCCGCUGGCGGCGUUCAACUCGGCGCUGGAGAACGCCUGCAGCGCGCAGAGAUGCUGGAAGGUGCCCAGCCCGGUGCUCCGCCGCGUGCUCCGGCGAACCGUGUCGGAGCACGUCGUGCCGGCGUACCGCCGGUGUCUCGAGGCGGCUGAGACGCCCGCCGCCGCGCGCACCGUCGAGGAGCUGGAGCGCCAGCUAUCGGAGUUGUUCGAAGGGUAGAGUAAAAUUUUGCGCUGUUGCUUUUGUUGAUAAAACAAAGCGGCAGCUUCUGCAGGUUUAUGCAUAUCUUGGAUUUGGAUUGUUUUUAGAUCAUUUUUCUGAUGCAUUUCGAAUACUCAGUUCUGCAGAAGGAUAGAUUGAUGAUAAUUAGUUAAUUGCUGUAUAUAUACCAAGCAAUACAUAAUUAGCCAGGAUA